AUGGCUACUACCACCAGCACCACCGGCUCCACCCUGCUGCAGCCCCUCAGCAACGCGGUGCAGCUGCCCAUAGACCAGGUCAAUUUUGUAGUGUGCCAACUUUUUGCCUUGCUAGCAGCUGUUUGGUUUCGAACUUAUCUACAUUCAAGCAAAACUAGCUCUUUUAUAAGACAUGUUGUUGCCACCCUUUUGGGCCUUUAUCUUUCACUAUUUUGCUUUGGAUGGUAUGCCUUACAUUUUCUUGUACAAAGUGGAAUUUCAUACUCUAUCAUGAUCAUAAUAGGAGUUGAAAAUAUGCACAAAUACUGUUUUGUGUUUGCUUUGGGAUACCUUACAGUGUGCCAAAUUACCAGAGUCUAUAUCUUCGAUUAUGGGCAAUAUUCUGCUGAUUUUUCAGGCCCAAUGAUGAUAAUUACACAGAAGAUCACUAGUUUGGCUUAUGAGAUUCACGAUGGUAUGUUUCGAAAAGAAGAAGAACUGACCCCAUCACAGAGAGGUUUAGCUGUAAGACGCAUGCCAAGUCUACUGGAGUAUUUAAGUUACAACUGUAAUUUCAUGGGUAUCCUGGCAGGCCCAUUAUGCUCUUACAAAGACUAUAUUACUUUCAUUGAAGGCAGAUCAUAUCAACUGACACAGACUGAAGCAAAUGGAAAAGAAGAAAGACAAUAUGAAAGAACAGAGCCAUCUCCAAAUAUUGCAGUAAUGCAGAAGCUCUUAGUUUGUGGGCUUUCCUUAUUAUUUCACUUGACUGUCUCCAAAACAUUACCUGUAGAAUACAACAUCGAUGAUCAUUUUCAAGCUACAGCUUCACUACCAACAAAGGUUAUUUACUUAUAUAUCUCCAUUAUGGCUGCCAGACCUAAGUAUUAUUUUGCAUGGACUUUAGCUGAUGCUAUUAAUAAUGCAGCUGGAUUUGGUUUUAAAGGCUAUGAUAAAAAUGGAAAAGAAUGUUGGGAUUUAAUUUCCAAUUUGAGAAUCCAGCAAAUAGAGUUUUCAACUAGUUUUAAAAUGUUUCUUGAUAAUUGGAAUAUUCAGACAGCUCUUUGGCUUAAAAGGGUCUGUUAUGAGAGAGCCUCCUUUAGCCCAACCAUUCAGACUUUCAUCCUCUCAGCCAUUUGGCAUGGUGUAUAUCCAGGAUAUUACCUAACAUUUUUAACUGGAAUGGUAAUGACAUUAGCAGCACGAACUAUGAGAAAUAACAUUAGACAUUACUUUAUUGAACCUCCAGAAGUUAAAUUAUUUUAUGAUGUUAUAACAUGGAUAACAACUCAAGUAGCAAUAAGUUACACAGUUGUACCAUUUGUACUUCUCUCUAUAAAACCCUCCAUUUUGUUUUUCAGCUCCUGGUAUUACUGCCUUCACAUUACUGGCAUCUUGGUUGUGGUAUUGUUGCCAGGAAAGAAACCUAAUAGAGGAAAGAAAAUACAGCAAGAUGAGCACUUCUCACAGUCCAAAAAAUUAGAGGAAGAAGACAGUCCUUUGGGACAGAACAGUUAUUUAGAAACAAAUAAUGUCAGCAAUCAACAGCAAAAAAUAACUCCCAGAAAUUCAGCACUAAAACAAUGAUGGAGAGAACAUUAGGCUGGCUAUUUUUCAUGUUUUC
Molecule: messenger RNA, 1603 nt
Organism: Gracilinanus agilis (Agile Gracile Mouse Opossum)
Lineage: Eukaryota; Metazoa; Chordata; Mammalia; Didelphimorphia; Didelphidae
Gene: MBOAT2
Product: membrane bound O-acyltransferase domain containing 2
Exons: 13
Coding region: 1-1566 (521 amino acids)
Biological process (GO): lipid modification
Cellular component (GO): membrane
Molecular function (GO): acyltransferase activity
Source: RefSeq, a predicted model, not a curated record